CCCCUGCUACAUUUUACUUACUGGCCAGAUCAUAAUCAUAUAGGUAGUAGCAUGUCACUCAUGAACAUAAUAAACAACUCUAACAACUCUGCUUUCAAUUUUAUCAUCCACGAAAUUGGUAUGCAAUAGGCAAGUAAAAUGAUCAAUUAUUCAACCAAAGGAGAGAUACUCUAAGUCCAAGCAAUAAACCAUUCCAAUUGUCUAUUACAUGUUUACAUAAAAGUAUACAAUAUAGAGAACCAUAAAAUAACUAACUGAAAACCCAAGAGAAAUACAUUCAUUGAUUUGAGCAUAAAAUUUUACCAUCAAGCCGUUGUAAUCUAGAAGAAAUUAAGAAACAAAUGGAAAGAAGAGUUUAAUAUGGCCAGUCAACCGCAAACAACCACAUAUCUCUAGGAAAAAGAGACCAGUUGUCAACUACAAAUUAAGGGUGAGGAGGGAGCAAUGAGCAAUCAUCGACUUCAUUUAAUUCAUCUUCGCAAUGAUAGGAUGAACUUUUUUAGUCAAUCGUCAAACAUAUGUUACAGAUGCUCAAUUGUAUCCCAUCUAAUCAUUGUCUCAUGUAACUCCACCCUCAUAUUCUCUUACAAAGAGUAAAAACUCAACAUGCCUUACUAUUUCCUUUCCUGUAUCUGUUUGAAAAAAGUAGAGAAAAGAAAUGCUAGAAAUCUUAGGAUUUUGAGGAAAUAAGAAGAGAGGUUUGUUUGUUUUUAUGUGGCUUGAUCCAAUUUCUUUAUUUUCAAUGUUGCACUUUAUUUUUAUAGAGAUGAUUUGUAUGAGAAAAGGAAUAGGAACAAACCAAAAUGUUGCAUUAUGUGUUAUUAACUUAAUUUACAUUUUAUUUAUAAUAAUACCAAUUUAAAGAGUAAACAAAAAAUUAUAUAAGCAAGAAUUAGAACUUGUCCACUAUGGAAGGAUGAGAGCUAGCCAUUUGUUGAUAUGGCACUAAUUUAGUUUUAAAUUCCUAUACGAUUAAGUAAUGAUGAUUUAUAAUUUUUUGAAUUUUUUUUAUAAAAUUUUAAUAAUUCAUACAAUUAUUGUGACAUUUCACAUACAUGUGAAUUCUGGGAUGUAUUGUAGACAAAUUUAUUGUAAAUACAACUUGCUUACUGUUACAAAAUAGAAAAUUCCUAUUUGAUACUUUGAUUUUGAAAAAGUUUUUAUUAUUGCCAACCAAAUCACAUGUAUCAUUUUUUAAAAUAUAUUGUGUCUCGUCUUAAGGUAUGAAGUCAAAGUUUGUCAAAACUCAUACUUAAGUCAUUUUGAAAACUUUGAUGUAUAAUCCUCGACAAUAACUCUAAAUUCGAAAAGAAAAUUUAUUAACAUAUUAUUUAUGACCUCAAUUGAGCAUGCUCAACCAAAUCAUCUAAAUCAAAUAUUUUAAUGUGAACUUAAAAACCAAAUUAUAAAAUAUUGCACAUGAUUACUCUUCCUUUGAGAAAUUUCAGGUAGAACAUUAAUAUAUGUUUUCAUUUAAUCGGGAUGAAUAGAAAUGUUUUUAAGAAAUUAUUAUUAUUUAUCGAUCAAGUUAUAUUCUGAAAAUUAUUUUAUUAUAUGAAAUAAUUAUUUAUAUACAGCUAUUUUAACUGGUAGACAUAUAUAUUAUAAAGAAGUAUAAUAAGAGAAGAUUUAAUAUAUAAAUUCAUAUAUUUCAUUUUUCAAAGUCGAUUGAUUGUCAAACGCUUGAUUUAUCUCUUUGUGUGGUUAUAUUUUAUUUAAUAUACAAAGAUAUUAUUAUUUAUGUGUGUAUUUCUUUAAAUUUUUCAUCAAAAUAUAACUUAUUAUGAAUUUUUGGUUAAAAUGAGUAGAUAAUUUAUUUGAUAAGAUUUAAUCAUAUAUUUUUUGUUUAAACAAACCCGAUAUAUGUUAUUCUUCUUUUCCAUCUUUAUAUUUUGUUUUAUUGACAAUAAUAUUAUUAUUUAUGCUUGUUUUUACUUACAUUCUUAAUGUAACUUAUUAUUAAUGUUGAGUAAAAGUGAGCAUAAAUACUAAAAGAAGAGAGAGAUAACUUCAUAAGUAGAUCAAUAAUAAAUUUUUUUGGUGGUAAAAAAAUGUCCACCUAGGCAACUUGUUAUUUCCCCAAGUGCUUAUGUGGCAAGAAUUUACUUUUGAAUUGCCAUAAUAUAUAGUAUAGAUAGAUAGAUAUAGAUAGAUAGAUAGAUAGAUAGAUAGAUAGAUAGAAGAUAGAUAUAGAUAUAGAUAGAUAGAUAGAUAGAUAGAUAGAUAGAUAUAGAUAGAUAGAUAGAUUCUCAAUACUUAGCACAUUCACUUAUACUAUUUGAAUUCUCUAAUCAUAAACCAUGUCACAAAAGUAUACCACGUACAUGUACAAUUUUUUCUAUCUUAUAUGAAUCCAUGUUGUUCAGAUGAGGACAUCUUACGGAGAGUUUCUUUGUAUAUAUACUUCAUUAUUGGAUAAAUUUCUUCAUUCCAAUUUAAAGUCGACACUUUGAAUGUUCAUGAAGUUUGCUGUAAGAUCUUAUUUGUAUUUAGUCUUUUAUAUAAUAUGUAUCAAUUGCUAAUUUCUGAAAUUUAAUUUGGACUAAUUAACUGAGACUCAUUGUCGUUGUUUAUAUAUUGUUUUAGAAUCUCAAUCCAAGAUACUCACAUACGGAUUUUGAUCUUAAUAUGGUGCGUUAGUGUAUAAUUUUACAACUUGUAGAACCUCCAUUUUCUAAAAUUUAUUUAUGUUUGGUAUUUGUUUAGAAAUUAAUUUCAUUACUUAUACUAAUAUAUGAAUUUUUUGUAUUGCCACAUUUAUUGUCAAUAUAUAAGCAUAUAUAUUAAAAAGAGUUUAAUUAUUUUUAAGUGUAAUUAAUGCUUGUUUUCUACCGGGAUUUGUAAAAUGUUAACAAAAUAAGGGAAAUAUGAACAAUUGUAAAAGAAAAUAAGGGAUGGAAGGACAUAUUAUAAGUGAGAGAAAAGUUAUUCUUACUUAUCAUCUUCAUUUAUCCAAUGAGGUGAUCUAUUCUUGCUUCAUUGAAUUUUAUCGAAUUAUUUUAUUUCGUAAAUAUAUUAUUAUUUAUGCAUGUGUUUUAUUGCAAAAAAAAUGCAUGUGUUUGCUAAGAAAGAUCAUACCUCUUACGAUGAUUAACUUUUAUAAUCUUGUUUCAUAGGUCAAUCGUUGAUGAACACAUGAUGUUUAACAUACAGUUUAGCAAAGAUUCAUCUAACUUUCACAUGUAUCAUUUUUUAAUGUAUCUCGUGUCUCAUCUUAAGAUAUGAAGUCAAGUUCAUCAACAAUCAUACCAAAGUCAUUUUAUAAUUUUUGAUUUAUAAUCCUUGAAAAUUUUAUUACUCCAAGUCUGAAAAUUAAAUUUCUUAACAUAUGACGUAAAACUUCAGUAGAGUUUGCUAAAUUAACACGAUCUAAAGAAAAAAUGCUAAAUAUUAGUAAUUUGAACUUAGGAUACAUUGUAAAUUAUUUCACCUAUGAUUCAUAUUUUUCACUUAAUUAGAAUGAAUAAGAUUUUUGUUUAAGAAAUAGAUUUUAUUGCUUGAUCAAGUUUCUAUUCAAACGUUUCUUGUUUUCUCUCUUUAAUUUCCAUCGUUAUUUUGUCGCGAUAAAAUGUUAUUAUGUAUGUGUGUUUGUAUAAAUUGUUCAUCAAAAUGUAACAUAUUUGUAAAUUAUUGUAAAAGUGAGUUAAAAAUCUACUCAGUGAGCUUUAAUAAGAUAUUUUUUUGGUUGAGAAAAAAGUUAUAUGUGUGACUUAAAGACAUUAAUCUAAUGUUGCGUACAUCUAUACAAUGCAAAAGUAAAAAUAAAAACAUAAAGAAAGUAUUGGAAAAGAAAAAUAAAUAUUAAGAAUUUUAGAGAUACAAAUGUAAUAUAUGUCACUUUUCAUACAUUAUUUAUUAUUGUGUACAUUGAUAUAAUACAAAAAAAAGGAUAAAAGGGAAAUGAAAUAUUAAAUGAAGAGAGAGAUAGCUCCAUAAAUAUAUCAAUAAAUAUUUAUUUUUUUGUAAAAAUAUUGUCCACCUUGGCAAUUUGUGAGCUCUUCAAGUGCUUAGGUGGCAAACAAUUACUUUUGAAUUGCCAUAAUAUUAUGUAUAGAUAGAUAGAUAUAGAUAGAUAGAUAGAUAGAUAGAUAGAUUCAUUAAGUUAUAUUUACAAUUAAGCUUAAUACAUAAACCACACACCAAUUAAACGUCAAUAUACUACUGGAUUAUGAUGUGAUUAUUAGAUGUUGUAUGAUAAUUUAUCUAAUUCCUGACUAGUUUGUUUAUUCUAUGAUUAUUUAGCAUUUUACUAUUUAUUGUCUGGUAUUUUCCCGGUAGGAGUUCCGGUAUUACUUCGGUACGGUAGUCUAUUUUUCCGGUACGAUAUUUUAACAAAAAUAUAUAUUUUUUAUUGAAAAACGGUAUUUGGCCGGUAUGAAACGGUUGAACCACGGUCGUACCAUAAAAUACCGUACCACAGACUUGUCCGGUAUGACCUCCGGUACGGUUUCCUAAACCAUGCUUAUUUCCCCUUCCCUAUAUCGUCUUGAUCCCCCUGCCGGCUAGAAAUUAGGAUGGUUAAUAUUUCCCCUGCCCAAUAUCCUCUUGAUCCCCUCUUUUUUUUUUUUGAAUAAAGAUUUCAUUCAUUCAAUCCCGAAAGAGGAAGGGUUUACAACAAUAGUGCCACAAUAGAAAGGACCGAGAUCCAAUCAGGCGGAAGAGAAAGACAACGUGCAUUACGAGCGACCCAAUCGACACAUCUGUUCACACGACGACAGGUGAAAGAGAUAUGAAUCCAUCUACACUGAAGGAGCAACUCUUUCACAUGAGAGAGAAGAGCAAAGCACCGCCAUGGCUAGAGUGAUUCAUCACCUUUAAGCGCAUCCACCAAAAUCUUGCAGUCUGAAAGGAUAACUGUAGGAGAGUUGUCAAGGGCCGCCAUCCGGCACGCUUCAACAAGAGCAAAGGCCUCAGCCUCAAUAGGGGACGAACAAAUGACCCUGCCAGCCCUCCCAUCACAAAUCUGACCUAUGGGAAUUAGUGAUAACUACCCCAAAAGCCGCCUCAGACGAAUCAUUGUCAAAUGACCCAUCGCAGUUGAUCCUAAUAAGGUCAUCACUUGGCGGUGGAAGAGAUUGUGAUGGAGUGUCCCUUGGCUGGUUUGUAGGGAUGAUAGAUUUACGACAAGGAGAAGGUUUAGAAGCCUCUCGGAAAGUUGUGAUUGAGGACAACAAUGGGGACAAGUUGUUGCCUCUGAAGAUGAAGUCGUUCCGUGCUUUCCAAAUGUUCCACAGGCAAAAGACCUUGAGACGGAGAGACAGAAGAGUCUCCGCAUCUCUAAGUGAGAAGAACCAUCGCAUGAAUUUCGGAGGAGGGGUGCAUGACGGGAGGAUCCUCUCCCAAGUCUCCUUUGCGUGAGGGCAAAGAAAGAGACAGUGGAUGAGAGACUCACAAUCGGCAUUGCAAAUCUGGCAACGAGGGUUAGGAGCACAAUGUUUGUGGUGCAAAUGAGCUUUUGUUGCUAGAGCAUUGCGGAGGCACCUUCAUAAGAUGUUAAUUUUUCCUCUUGAUCCCCUCGCCGGCUAGAAAUUAUGAUGGUUAAUUUUUCCUUUCCAUUGAUUUCCCCCCCCCCCCCUCAACGUCUGUUUAAUACUUAAUAGUAAUGGCAAUCCACACCGUAUUUUAAUAAUUAUAUUAUAUAUAGUUAUAACAAAAUAUACUCAUUCAAAGGUUACAAAUGAUAUACUCUUGGAGUACAUUGUAUCCUUUUUUUAUAUAAGCAGAGUACAUUGUAUCCUACACAAUAGCAAAGUCGGGAUAUAAAAAUAGGUGAAGUAUGGAAAAGGUUCAAAUACAUUAACCCUAAAAUUAAUUACAAAGAGUUUUACAAUUCUUUUGUAUUCAGCUAUUCAUCCAUUAUUCUAACGUUUAGGUUAAAGAAAACUAUGAUAAUCAAGUAUAUAAAAAAGCAAUCGAAUCAGGUAGGGCUGCAAAUGAGCCGAGCGGCUCGACGUUCGACUCGAGAAAAGCUCGUUCGAAACUCGACUCGUUAAUAAACGAGCCGAACACGAGCUCACCAUUGUUCAGCUCGUGAAGAUCGCGAGCUAGCUCGACUCGGUGGCUUGUUGAGCUAAACUCGUGAGCUGGCUCGUUUAGAGCUAAUGAUAUGUCUUAACAUGUGGCUAGAGAGCCAACUCGAUUACCAACUUAUGGACGAAUCAAUCUAUAUCUUAUGAUUUUAAUUCAUAUGGUUGUUAAAUUAUAUAUCUCACAAUAUAUAAAGUUUAACACGUUGAGUAUGUGAGCAAAUAUAUCUUAUUUUCUACUUUAAAAAGAAAUUAUGCAUCAUAGAUUGCUCCGAUACUAUGAAAUAACAUGAUUUGGAGUAGUUAAAAUUUAUUAGUUAAAUGAUAUAUGAUACCAACAAAGUAUAAUAUGAGAUUAGCUAACAAAAUAAAUCAUAUGUAUCAUGAUAUACAAAAUGAAGUACCAAUUAAAAGUUAAGAUUUUAAUAAACAAGCUAGCUCGAACUCGACUCGGCUCAUUUGCAGCCCUAGAAUCAGGACAAUCUUGUGAAAAAGAAGGGGGGGAAAGUCGAAUGAAGACAACCUUUGAAUUGAAAACUAAUUAAAUAUAAUACAAUUACUUAUUACUGGUGAUAUAGCAAAAUCAGGCUCUCACAACCUUCUCAUCAGGUCUGCAGAGGCCAUUUUGGUGUCAAAGAUCAGACGGAUCUGCAGGAGGACAUGUCCUACUAAGACCACCCACAGCAAGCAUUGUAAAAAAGGGGGAAAAGGAAAAAAAGAGGGGAAAGCCUACAAUAGGGGAGGAUAAAAAGGCUAAAAAGGAAAAGAAGGCUAUUGGGGGAGGGUUUACCCUUCUGAAAAAGACAAAAGGAGGAAAAAGUGGGUUGCUGGUGGAAGAAGAUGAUUGGGCCACGUGGCUGGUGCCCUCUUUUUCUUUUUUUCCCCACCCUUUUAAAGAAAAAAACCCCUCCCCAUUACCAUUUUUUUUCCCUCCCACCCAUUGUGACCAAUUCCUCUCCUCCACCCUUUUUUCCCUUUUCCACCACCCUUUUCACCCUUUUUUCCCUUCCAUCAUUAUGGAUGGUCUAAGUAGCUCGCACAGCUGUAGUCUGUGACGGGAGCAAUUUGUUUGGUUUGGCUAACGGGAGCUUGUGUGAGUAACGGCAGCAAACGGAAGUGAUUUAUUAUUAUUAUUGUUCUCAUAGGGGUCGUUUGGAAGUUGCGAUUGUUUUGUUGAGAUUGUCAUUAUGCAUGUAUUGUUUACAAUGCAUCAUUUUUUUAUAGCAAAAACAAUACAUGGAUUGUUUAUGU
This is a messenger RNA of Linum trigynum, 7277 nucleotides long. The record is from the annotation of a GenBank genome assembly. NCBI's taxonomy places the organism in Eukaryota, Viridiplantae, Streptophyta, Magnoliopsida, Malpighiales, Linaceae.